CUGCUCGGCUGCCGCCCUGCCGCGUGGCAGCAACCGCCGAGCCAAGAGAGCAAACCAGACGGGGCACCGCACCUCGCCUCACGUGCCCUCCUCGUCGUCGCCCCCAAAUCCACCCCGGCACGCGCCGCUCCUCACUCCUCGCGCCCCCGCCUCCGACGCCGCCCCGACGUCCACUCGCCCGCCCUCGAUCUACCACAGCGGCCAGCGGCCGGAGCAGGACGAGGACGAGCCGCCCGCCCAUGGUGGCCGCCUCGGCCGGCCCCUAGGCUCUGUUCAAGGACGCGCGCGUCGCGGGGAUGGGGUACCUGCCGUCGCUGGGCGGCAAGGCGGCGCACCUCGUGUCCGACCUCGCCACCGUCAUCCUCAACCCCGUCUCCGGCCACGAGCGGGAGCGCUCCUCCCACCACCUCCCCGAGGCCGCGGAAGGACAGGAAAAUAUGUAUGAUGACGAAGAAUCUGAAAUUCCUAAUGGCCCUGACACAUCUUCGUUUAGAGCAUUUCUGAUGUCAUUUAUGUCCGCAUCAAGUUCUAGCGAUGAUUCGAUGGAGAUCAUACCUGAGCAGGAUGUGGACAUGGAAUACCCAACUUUAACACCCGUUGGCAGGGGAAACAAGGAAAGGAAGGGGUUGCUUAGUAGAGGCAAGCAUUCCAUUGGAAAGAUUAUUAACAAGGCCGGUAGACUUGGUGGUUUCAGGCAAAAACCCAGCCACAUCAUUGAUGGUGAAAUAGCAAGUCAAAUAGAGUCAGUUUCGUCCGGUUUCAGACCCAAGGUAUCAAAGGAGUCUGCUUCAAACCAUAAGUUGCCAGCUAUGUCUGAACCAUCAAUGCUUUUAUCAGAAAUGAUGCGAAAUGUUCUUUAUCCAUCUCUUCCUGUUCUUGUUCAAGGAAAGAACUGGAUGCUGGUUUACAGUACCUGGAGGCACGGGACAUCUCUAUCUACUCUGUACAGAAGGAGCAUGCUUUGUGCUGGUGAUUCACUUCUGAUAAUUGGGGAUAAAAAGGGAGCAGUUUUUGGUGGAUUAGUAGAGGCUCCUUUGCGGCCGAUCAUGCAAAGGAAGUAUCAGGGGACCAAGAACUGCUUCGUGUUCACCAAUGUAGCUGGUCGCCCUGUUAUAUAUCGUCCAACGGGUGCUAAUAACUAUUUCACGUUUUGCUCCCCUGAGUAUUUGGCCAUGGGGGGUGGUGGUCACUUUGCACUUUAUCUCGGUGAAGACCUCCUGAAUGGUUCAAGUUCCACCUCAGAAACGUUUAACAACCCAUGCCUGUCACUUUCCCAGGACUUUGAAGUCAAACAUGUUGAGUUGUGGGGCUUCGUCAAUGCUUCCAGGUAUGAUGAGAUGCUCACCGUCUGCCGCACCGAGAAACCUGGGAUUUGGAAUCUGUGACUGUUCACAGCUUUUCGGAACCGUUGAGACUGGAUGCCAGGUGUUAUGCUGAUGGCUUGUACAGUUUUGUAAGUAUAUAGGCCUCGUAGAGUUUGACUGGAAGUGGUAAAGUAAAAGGUGGAGGUGAAACAACAUCAACUCUCUGACUUGACUGGAGCAACUCCCUGAUCGUGCUUGUAAAUAUUGUAGAGUACUGGAAUUCUAAGCAUUUAGAUAUGUACCAGUAUACAUCCCCCAUGUUCCGCUUAUCUUACCAAUAAUACACUAGAAUCGCUGUGCCGAUGUCA
Molecule: messenger RNA, 1672 nt
Organism: Hordeum vulgare subsp. vulgare (domesticated barley)
Lineage: Eukaryota; Viridiplantae; Streptophyta; Magnoliopsida; Poales; Poaceae
Product: nuclear receptor coactivator 7-like
Exons: 8
Coding region: 297-1385 (362 amino acids)
Source: RefSeq, a predicted model, not a curated record